Molecule: messenger RNA, 1051 nt
Organism: Microtus oregoni (creeping vole)
Lineage: Eukaryota; Metazoa; Chordata; Mammalia; Rodentia; Cricetidae
Gene: CUNH22orf15
Product: chromosome unknown C22orf15 homolog
Exons: 6
Coding region: 328-852 (174 amino acids)
Source: RefSeq, a predicted model, not a curated record
AGGAGCUCCACCUGAAGGCCCGCCCCAGUAGGUCCAGUUACUAGGAUACUGGGGAUAAAGCAUUUCCUGCCUAGAUGUCUUGGCAGCUUCCACUGCCAUGGAGACCACUGGGAGCUGAAGGAGCUGCUGGCACCCAGAAAGCAGCAGCAGAAGAAAGUGGUCUUUGACUAGCUGAGCAAGUGGGUGAACAGGGGCCAGACCUGAGCCGGGAGCCAACCCACCUACUCAGCAAUUCUCACAUGCAGUUCCCAGGUGGGAGCUGAGGAGAGAAGCAGCAGGAGGAGGGGGCUCAGAGACCCACGAUCUGCCUGUCUCCUUUCCGCAGCCAUGUUUAUCACUGUGAUGUUUGGAGCUGAUUGUCGCAUGCUAGUGAACUCCUGGUGCAGCCUGGUGACCUUCAUUGUGCAUCUGAAACAGAAGGCUCAGGUGCCCCCAGAAGUAACCAUUGCUCUCCUGGCUGAAGACGGGCGCCUGGUGAGGCUGGAAGAGGGGACGGUCCAGGCCCCUUCCAUGGCCUGUUCCCUGCUGCAGGAGCAAGGGACCUAUGUCCUUGUACGGAUCAUUAGAGGGAAAGAUGGGGCUCCCACCCACUAUGAGUCUCUACUGGACAACCUAGAUGACCAAUACCCAGAAUUAGCGGCCUCUGUAGCCAGCCCUCUUCCACCAGGACGUCAGCUCUCUUCUGAAAUGGAGUCAUCACGUAUCCACAGGGUGGAUUUCCUGGAGAGGCGAGCAGGUAUCCAGUGGGCAAAUGGUAACAUCCUUCCAGGUUCAACUUCUUCUGAAGGCGUCUCUGGUCACCUGGAUAUAUGCACCCAUCUACCCUUCCAGAUCCUGCAGCAGGGGUGGUAAUGCUUUAACCUCUGGCUGGUAUGCUUCAGGUCCCUCAAAACACGGCCAUGCAUCCCUGGCAACACUGAAGGCUGUUUAUGUGCAGCACGAAUAAAUGUUUUAGGGUUUGGGGGUUGUAUUUUUUGUUGUUGUUAAGACAACUUACAGAGAUCCACCUGCCUCUGUCUCCCAAGUGUUGGGAUUAAAGGUGUGUGUCACC